Messenger RNA from Trichophyton benhamiae CBS 112371, 453 nucleotides. RefSeq lists its product as uncharacterized. NCBI's taxonomy places the organism in Eukaryota, Fungi, Ascomycota, Eurotiomycetes, Onygenales, Arthrodermataceae. The record is from RefSeq and is a predicted model, not a curated record. The transcript has 2 exons. Bases 1 to 453 code for a protein of 150 amino acids.
AUGGCAUGGCUAGGGAGUCUGAGUGUCUCUGACAUCAUCAACUACACCAUUCCCUAUCAAAUUGCGGCUCUCUCUGUUGGCCUUCUGGUAGUUCUCAUCUUGCUUAUUGACCAUGCAGACAUUCUCCUGCGUUCCCGACAUGUCAAGGAUCUCUACUGUGUUACUAGUCAGACCCUUUUCAAGACACGGUUUAGGAAGAAGCUGAGUGGCACUGAGUUAGAAAAUGCCCUUCGAUACGCAUACAAUAAUUAUACCAAGCAAGGGAAGCCGUUUGCAACCAAAGCAGAUCUUGAAAGUUGGAUUAUACUCCUUCCGCCGAAAGCGAUGAAGGAAUGGUGUAACUUGCCUUACAGCCAUUUGAACUUCACGAGAUAUCUCCAGGAUGUACGUUAUCUCCCAAACUACCUUUUUGGUUUGUUGUUGAACACUCGGCUAAUUAUCAAUACGUCGUAG